AUGUUGAUUCUGCCGUCGCUAGACCUCUCUGGGGAAUUCACUUUCCCAUAUUUUCCCAAACAUAGGCCAUUUCUCUAUUCCAAUGGCCGCUCGCUCCUCAUAUCUUCGCGUCAGGUAGUGGUGAUUCAUGGUGCUGUGAUCUCUCGUAAGCUAGUCUACGAUGAGACAGUUGUCACCGCUACAUACACAAAGUUUGUCCGAAAUUCCACUUUGGAUGCUUCCGAGGCUCUUGUUGUGUGCUUGCAAAACGCUGCUCACAUCUACUACCCCGAUGGAGACUCGUACGUGGUGAGCUUCCCGUUCGUGUUGAGAAAUGCAUUUCCAUUUGAUUCGGGUUUAUUGUUAGAAAGAGACCUGGAAACUGUGCCUGGCAGAGGUACGGCCAUUACCAAUUACCGCUUCUUGACAUUAGUGGAUCCAAUUGGUGAUUUACGUGUGGUGACCACCUCAUCCACCUCGGUGGUGAAUGCUCAAGAAAUCCUUGUGUAUUUCCCUUCCAAGGGCCUUAACAAGACCAGAUCGCUCACAGUAACGUACAAUUCCCGCCAGAGAACCAUUGGAAUUUACCAUGUCAAGGCUUCCACGAGAAAGAACAUCAUGAAUAGCAAUGUCAGAAAGCGCAGAAACGCUUCAGUAUCCACACCUAAUCCAUCGAAGAUCUUGGACGAAGACUUUCUCGAUUUGGGUCCGGUUCCUUCGUUCCAUUCUUCCAACUCUCACUCGUUCUCGAUGAAUAUGGAAAAAAAAAGAACCAGCACGUUACUUUCGGGAAUUUCAUCUGUUGCCAGAGUGGGUUCAGAAGCCAGUGUCAGUGAACUAGGUAAAUCCACUCUGGCUCUCGCAGCCUUGGAACUAGGCGCUUUACGCAAAGACAUGAUUUUGACCAAAAUCGAUACCCUCUCCACUAAGGCCAGGAAACUGCAUUUGGCUGUGAACGGUCUCCAUCAUGAAGACAAACAAGCCAUAGUCAUCAGUGACCGUGCAACCAAAGAGGCUCAGGUGUACAUUUACAAGCAACUGGUCAAUCAGAUACCGCAAUUUGAGUCGUCUUGCUCAGUGAAAUGUCUACAUGCGGUACCGUUAGAGCAUCCCGCGUUCCCAGGCUGGUUGUUGGUGCUUGCUGAUGAGAAAUCACUCUACCUAUUUAAUCCUUUCUUGGACCUCAAGGCUCCCCCUAUUCCGUUGGAUUCAAGGUUUCCAGCUAUCACCUACAUUUCCAGCACAUGUGAUAAUAUCGUGGCUAUUCGAGAUUCCUCUGACAUGUUCAAAUCUCACCUCAUAUCUCUUGUGCUAGAGCCUCAGACUCCACUUGUAAGCACAUGUCUCAAAUCCUGGAAGUACUUAUCAGGAUCCAAAAUCAACGAGCACAUGUGGGUAGCGUGGCGGUCUGCUCUUAUGCUAGAUCCUGUGAAGGAUGAGUGGAAUGCAUUUGUUAUCACCCUUCUAGCCAUGAUCUACCCUUUCAAUGAAUUCAAAGGCUCUCAAUAUGCUGAUAACGAGAUCACCCAGUUGUUGACUAAGGCAGAACAGGUCCGUGACUACUUCAGUAUUGACUACUCCUUUCAGGACCUCUUGCCAUAUAUUGUGGUCUCCAUGCAUUUAAUCUAUGAGGAGAUAAAAUUUGACAUCUUGAACAAACUGUCUCUCAAUAAGCUUGGAACUUUGCUUACUCAAUUGACUGUGUGGAUGGGCUGGCUGGAGCAGUGGACAACCUUUUAUCUGAUUGACCAUAAAUGCAUUGAUAAGAGUGUUCGCCUCUUGCUGGUGGUGCUUCUUUACGUGCCGCCUAGUCUUUACGACUCACUCAUCUCUUUGGCAGAGGGAAAACGUGCACGGUACUUGAAAUUCUCCCAGUUGGUUGAAGAAAGUGAUGAAGUCAACUUGAUAGUGACUCCCAGGUCACAUGUUGUCUACCACCUAUUUGAGCUUUUAUCUUCUCCACAUUCGACGCCUACUCAAGUCGUCAAUGCAAUGUCAGAAUUUGGUUUGACUGCCGCAGAUCUUGAUUCGUACCCCGCUGGGGUUAUCCUACCUCUCAAAGAGUGCUUACUGGCUUGCCAGGAGAAUCCAACUUUUGAGUGGAAUGAAAAUCAUCUCGAGCUAGUUGGAAGAAAGGACUUAAAGCUUUUGCUUCAACCAGACUCUAGGUUGGGCCUCAAGAACUAUGAGCUAGACCUCGAAGUUUCACCGACAGUCCGGGAUGCCAACUCCAUCAUUUCUAGCAUAUUCAACAAAGGCGAUAGUCUCGUUGCUUGGGAUGGCGAAUCUGAAGCUGAUCUCAUUCGGAUUACAAAGUUGAUUUUUGAUCAAGACAGGCGUUACUAUGAAAUUACCAGUUUGCUUCAUCAGUCAAAAACUCAGAAUGUCACCUUACACGUUGAAGAAGGAACGAGCGAAUAUGAUUCUACAUUGAUGAAGAGACAAUUAGCAGCUCUUGUCGCAUUGAGAACUCUCAUGAUUCCGGUUGGUCGUGCUGCAUUAUUUUAUGCUGGCAGGAUCCCUCUUCUAACAGAAAAGUUCCCCAUUCCUAAAUUCAACCUAAAUACCCUCAUUGCACCUUCUAUGACUACAAUAGUCUUAUCUGAAGGCGCUGUUUCUCUGAAAGUUAUGGAGUGGGGUCAUUUCCAUAAUGGAGUGUCUUCGGGCCUCAGUAUCAGCCCGACAUCCAAGGGAAUCUCAGGAAGCUGGGUUAUUUUCAACAAGCCAGCUGAAAACAACGCUCAACAUGCUGGUUUUCUUUUGGGUCUUGGUUUGAAUGGGCAUUUGAAGAAACUUGAAGAAUGGCACAUUUAUAAUUAUCUUGGACCAAAACACCCACUCACAAGUGUCGGUCUUUUGAUUGGAAUGGCGGCCAGUUUGAAGGGAUCAAUGGAUAUAAAGCUCACCAAAGUUCUCUCAGUCCAUGCGGUGGCUCUCCUUCCUCAAGGAGCAAACGACCUCAAUGUUCCUAUAAUGGUUCAGACGGCUGGUCUCAUAGGUAUUGGGCUCUUGUAUCUCGAGACCCAGCAUAGAAGAAUGAGUGAAAUUCUCUUGUCUCAGAUUGGAGGAAGUUCUUCUCACAUCGAAAAUGAAGAAGAACAAGAAGGAUACAGACAAGCGGCAGGUAUUUCUCUUGGAUUGAUUAAUCUCGGUAAGGGAAACGACCUCAGAGGACUAAAUGACACUCAUGUUGUUGAUAGAUUACUUGCCUUCGCUACCUCGAUGAGAGAUUCACAUCCAAUCUUUGAAUCGGACAAAUCGGGCUCUGGGGCUAUUCUAGCAUUGGGAUUCAUCUAUUUGAAACUUGAGAACACUACAAUGGCAGCCAAGCUUCUGAUUCCCGAAUCGGAGCAACUUCUUGACUAUAUUCGACCAGAUCUAUUGUUGUUGAGAUGUUUAGCGAAGAAUUUGAUCAUGUGGAGGCUGAUUGGAAAUUCCACUCAUUGGGUGGAAUCCGAGAUCCCUGAGGUGUUGAGGAAGAAGUACAACAUCAGCAAGCUCAUUUCUCUAGAUAGUGAGCAAAUUUCUUACUUCAAUAUCUUAGGAGGAGCAUGUUUAUCUAUUGCCAUUAAGCAUGCCUCAAGUCAAAACUUAAAAGCAAGGCGCACAUUACUCCAUUACUUGGACUUGUUGAUGGAUAUUUCCACAAUGACAGCUGUCAAUUAUGACCAAAAAAUCGCCUAUAAUAGCGCCUCUCAGAUCCAAAACUUGCUUGCGUUGUGUUUAUCUGUGGUUAUGGCAGGAAGUGGAGAUUUGGAGGUGUUCAGACGCUUGCGUGUAAUCCACGGACGCAUUAACAGUAGCAUUCACUAUGGCAACCACAUGGCUAUCAACAUGGCACUUGGAAUAUUAUUUUUGGGAGGUAGUCAGUAUGCCUUCGACGAUUCCAACUUUUCGAUUGCUGCACUCAUAAUUUCCCUUUACCCUGUGUUUCCAAGUGAGGAAAAUGAGCAUGAAGUACAUCUUCAGGUACUAAGACACUUCUGGGCUCUUGCUGUGCAACCAAGAUGUCUUGUUGUUCGAGACGUUAAGAAUGGAAACCCAAUCAAGGUACCUUUGAGAGUCAAUUACCGAAAUGGCAUUCUGGAACAAACCAACGCCCCACACCUUAUUGCCGAUAUGAAACGAAUUGCGUCGAUUGAGGUGGUCUCUGAGGACCAUUUCAAGGUUAAAAUCGAUUUUCUGGUUCAGUCUGGAUACUUGGAGCAGUUCAAGAAGUCGAUGACAAUAUUUGUACUCAAGAAGCUGAACUACGAGCUUCUUAAGGCAUCGGUGUCGUCUCUCUUACAAAGUGAGAGUCGAACACUAGAAAAAGUAGGAAGCAAGAGCGAGAUAGGACGAGACAUCAAGGCGUUGCUACUGCUUGAACUUGCAAAACCUCUCACUACGUUUGAAAAGCAGGUCUAUCUCCAUGAAAGCAUUCAGACACACGACUCCGACGAAAUCAACCUGGGACUUUCCGUCUUCAACAUUAUAGAUACGAAGAUCGAGCUCAGCAUGAUGGCAGCAAGACCACAGACGGUUGACGAUUUACGAAACUUGAAGCUUCUCUUUGCAUAUAGCGACCGCCAUGUUGGCAGCCAACUGCAUUACCUCAGUCAUGACUUCAUCGAGAGACUCAAGCAAUCGCUUUGGGAGCUCACCAGAAAGCAAGAACAAUGA
This is a messenger RNA of Sungouiella intermedia, 4641 nucleotides long. The record is from the annotation of a GenBank genome assembly. NCBI's taxonomy places the organism in Eukaryota, Fungi, Ascomycota, Pichiomycetes, Serinales, Metschnikowiaceae.